GGAAGUUGCCACCACUGUGCUAGAUGGGAGUGCUUCAGUGGCAUGUGCUUGAUUUUAAGAAAAUCAGAACUCUUCAGGUUAGCACUAGGAGUACUCACCAUGUUUAUUUUAUGUUUACCUGAGUUUUUCAAAGUCCAUGAAGCUAACACUGUAGUCGUAUCGUGCAUGGAUACCUGUUCAUUAAAUAGCACCACCUUUCCACUUUGUACUUUUAAUAAUUCUUGCAAAAGAUCGCUGCAACAAAAAAGAAAAAAUCAGAUUGUGUUACUGAAGACCAUUGUAAAUCAUUCAAAUUUCCAAAAUAUUCCAUGUAUUUGCCUGUCCUCUAGUCGGGAACAACAGUCAAAUACUAAGUACUCAGAGUCUGAAUCCAGCAGAGAUGUGAAUGUUGAUCAUCAAGAAUCAAGAUCAAUAGAUAAAAAAACAAAAGACUCAUCUGAAGUGAACACAGAAGAUGCUAUUUCUUUUUAUAAAUAUUUUAAUUUCACCAUGCUUCAUGCAAAUGAAGAAGUAGAGCAUAGCACCCACUACAUUCUGGAAAUCCACAUCAACAGCUCCAUAGUCAGAGGAAGAAGUGCAGCUGAAGAAUACCUAAAUCACUCUUGUCUAAUGGCUAUGAUCAAUGACCAAAACGGCUGUAUGAACAUUUCACUUCAACUGAAGUCUUAUGUGGAAUAUCCAAUGUGUACGACGAAGAUCAUUUGGCUCAGUAUGAUUCCAGUUGUUAUUGUCUUGACUGUUUCAGUUGUCAUCUACAAAAUAGUCCAAGAAAAUGGCCAAAACUAUUGUAAGCACAGAGGAACAGCAACAUUUUCUACUGAUCAAAGGAAAAGUGGUUCCAGACUUGAUAUAAGAACCAUUUCUGCUACUAAAGUUCAUCUAUUUCCUGUGAAGGCCAACGAGCAACCGAUUCCACUUACUGCACGUAAGAUACUGCCCAUAAUUCCUGAACAAGAACACUGUCAUCUGAGUACAUCAAGUAUUGAAGAAGGACUGCUGGCAUCCAGGUGAAGUGAAUGCAGUAUGUGGGAUAAAUACUCAGAACAUGAUUAUUUAAUGUUACGUGAUAUUGGAUGGAAAGAUUAUUUAAGAGUGUGGCUGGAGAAGGACUUGCUUGUGCCUGAAGAAACAAGAAUUAGAUCUGCAUCUCGUCUUCCAUUGCAAGUGGAUUUUGAAUAACAUUUCUCACAGGAAUAGUCUCAAAGCUUAAGAAAAGCACUAUCUGUUUUAGUCUUGCUUCAAUUCCUGCAAAGAAACACUUCCUCCUUCAACCAAAAAUGCAGCUCAUUACUACUUAUGUUUGUGGGUGGCUCAGUAGCUAGCAACAUUGAAGUUACAGCUUGCAGGAAAUUUUGCUGGCUGGAAGUGCAUCUGGUUUCUUUGGAUGUGAAAGGAGGCUGUGAUCUACUUCUCUCAUGAGUGCUAGGGUCAUCUUCAUUAAGUCUGUAGCACUUUGGUCUUUGGUGGCAAAGACUAGUUUGCUCAACAAGAAAGAGCUGGCUGCAUUAAAGUACUGCACACGAACACCUAAGUACUGAGAUUGAAAAACAAUAUGAUUAUUAAAUUCAAAGAACUGACAAAGCUUUUCACAGAUGUGAUCAACUUGAUAAAAUCUGAUUGGUUUGUUUGUUUGACAAGAAGGGUAGGGUGGAAUAUCAGAAGCCUCUUGAUCAAAGAACAUCAGCUUUCUAUCACAUUCUCAGUUGCUUCCCCAAAACACAUGGAUUGCGAAUCACAAACACAGGAACUUGGAGUCAAGCCUGUAGUGAGGAAGGGUUCUAACCUGAGAUAAAAAUCUGCCUUAGCUCCACUGGUGGUAGUGCUCACAGCUGUCCUUCUCCAGAUCUGACUUCAGUCCUAUUGUAAAAAUGCCCUGGAUCUCUGAGACCAGUUGGUAACUCAAGAGCCAUGAGUUGUGUUCCUAAAGCUAACGUGUGCCAAUUCCCCUGCAUGCACAUAAGCUUUUAAAUCACUUGUGUUUUACACUUCUAAAUCUUGGCAGCCCAGGCUGUUGGGUGAGCUCUCAGUUUGGCCAAGGCACCUUCUCUGAGGUUGCACACUUCGUAGAGGAACACAUUUGAAAAUAACUCAGCUGCUGAGAUGUUUUUCAAGCAAACCACUUUUCUUUGAGUGAUGCUUUUUCUGGAUUCCACGUAGCUGAAUCUGCUUGUAGCAAACAUCAACCACAGCACAGUGUUUAUCUGUUUUUUCUGUAAUGACAUUAGCUACACAGUAAGCGCAACAGAAGCUGUAAGGAGCAGGAAAUAAGUAGUCUUCAUUUUGUUUGUUAAGAUUUCAGAAAGAAAUAAAUCUCAUUUUUAACAAACAACAUUGCAUUCUGUGUCCAUCAUUUUUAAGGUGUGAAAUAUGAGAGGACUUUUCAUAGCAUCCUAUGUCUUAGUACCCUUGAGAGCUCUGAAAUGAAGGUUUGAUAAGAUUCAUUUUUUAAUCCAUCUAUUUUACUGCUUUUAAAUCUUCCUGGGAAGGACAUGAUUUAAAAUGUUGUGGGGACAGGAGAAGAUCUCUCUGUUAGCUAUGUUAAACUUUGUCCCCAACAUGCUCUAUUCCUCAUGACAGUGUACUAAAUCAAAGUAAGUAAAAUAUGGGUGAUUUCUUUCUGAAUGCUUAACAAAAUGAAGUCUGGCAGUGUGGUGGUUACCAAUGGACAGGAAGUAAUUGGGACUAUGCAUAUCUCUAAGCAUACACAUACCAACAGGCACACAAGAAAAUAUUCAGCUGAUAGAACUCUCAACAACUUCUGCAUCCAUAUACCUUCGACCAAGGAGAAUCUUUUCAGUCUAGGUAACUUGAAUAUCUCUGUAUGUUUUCAAGAAAACUAUUAUUAUUACAUUUAGUGCUGAAGUUAAGAAUCCUUCUCUAUUUCUGCCGUCUUUCAUUAAACCACCAAUAGCAACUGUCCUGAAAAAAAUGAAUGAGUGAAGUUUCUCAGGUGCUGUAAGACAGUUCUCUGUUUAUAUGUGACAGUUGUAGAUGUAUUUCCUAACUGCUGUCAAAUGGUGACAUAAGAAUUACUGCAGAGUUCAAGGCUGUUGUUUAUUUGGUUAGAAAGCACGAGCAUUUUAUUCAGGGCAAACGUUUGCAUUAGGAGGCUUUUCAGAGACAGGAUGCUAGAAUAAAGCCCUGGAGACCCAACUUCUUUUUCAGUCUCUUCUGGUGAGUCUUCAUUACUAAUUGCACUGUGACAAGAAAUGUUUGCUCUCAGCUAAAACGAAGAGAUUGUGUUGUGCUUUUAACUUAUGAAGCACUACUUGCAUCAACUUGUACUCUUAAUGAACCCUACUGGCAUCAACUAUUAUUUUAGCAGCUCUAAAAUGCUAUGAGAUGUUUAUCUGGGUCUGUUGCUUUUUUUUUUUUUAAAAUCUGAGAUGUCAGCAAUGAAUAUUCUUUUCUGUGAUAAAUGAAAAGAUAGAAACAAGAAGGUGCAAUCCAGGAGAGCAGAUCAGAAGAAGACAAGACUAAAUUGAUAUAUUAAAGCUAGACUUCCUUUACUUAAAAAAUUCAGCAUGACAAACCAUAAGGAAACUAACAUUUCUGAAUGCACCUGAUUCAAUGACAAUUCCCUAAAACAAUGUAGGGAAAAGAAUUAUUGCAGUAAGAAUUAAAAGUGAACAAAUAAGAGUCAAUUCACUGUGCUCAUUAAAACAGCCCUAUAUAUGGUGACCAGCCUAUCUAAAGGUAUUAGAACAUUCAGCAAGGUGGUUUUGUUGAUGGUUGGCCUGGAAUCACUGUUAUGCAGGGAAGGCUUUAGCUACAUUUGUCCUUUGAGGCUGAAGCAAGCAUGUCCCAAGGAGGGAUUUUUCUCCAGCUAUGUCUGUGUCCAUCCCUUGGUAGUGGUCUGUCCUCCCCAGAGCAGACUGCUUCAGGGCUUGCUGGCCUCUCCAGUGCCACAGUCACACUUCCACCUUGCACUGAUGAGAGCAGAGCAACAACCUCAUGUGUAUGGUUUGAAAAGUAUUGUGAGCCCACUCAUAAUUUUUGUCCUCUGCCUUUUUAAAGGGAAGCAGUGUUGUAUUCUCUGUCUCAGAAGGAGCAUUAAAGGAUUUCACAGCUGACUAAGGACAGAACAGUGUUCUGCCUUAUUACGGGAAAUUAGAGGGAGAUGCUGAACUGACAGUUCUUGUUUGAAGCGCUGUCAUUUUAUGAGGGAAGGGGAAGAGAAAAGGAAGGAGGGAGGGAGAGAAAGAGGGAAGGAAGGAGUGGGGAGAAGGAAAGAAGAAAGGAGUGAGGGAGGGAGAGAAGGAAGAGAGGAAAGUAGAGAGGAAGAAAGGAGGAAAAGGAAAGAAAGAAAGAACAGGAAAAACAGGAAGAAAAUGGAGGGAAGAAGGGAGAAAGAGAAAACUGUCUUUCAGUCAACUGUCGUGGACAUUUAUUAUUAUUUUUUGAGUGUCCAGUGUCAUGCUCUGGGCUGUCUUUAGAUCAAGUUCACACAAUUUGGUCAUUGUUACCCUAAGCACUUUAUUUACUGCAUCCGUCUCUUUGACAGUCAGUGCCCCAAAGGACAAGAUGAAAUAAUCUUACUGUCCUGCCUCCCAUUAAUUCUCUUAGUAAAAGUGGUUGAUGUGUCAAAGGCUGCAUAAUAGCUAAUGAAAGUUCCGCAUCAGCAAUUGCCAACAAUUUUAGUGUGCUUCCUUUUGCCAUCAGCACUUUCAUCUCCCUUUAUAGAAAGCUUUCAGAUCCUUGAAUACGUAAAGUGCUUCACAUCUCUGUAUUUCUUUCUGAGUGACAGAUAGCUGUGUAGUUAAGCAAGAGAAGUUGUUCUACCAGUGAAUGUAUAAUUUAAGGCACAAUCUUAUCUUCAGGUGAAAUGAAUUAUAAAAUUGGAACAUAAGGUAGAUGACAGGUAACUGACAGGGAGGAUGCACAGGGGAGGAACAUAUAUGGCUAAAAAGAUGAAAAGCACAUUUACAGAAAAUAAAAUAAGUUGAUGUAUACUUUUCAUCUCAGCAGUCCGAAAGCAUGUGGACAUGUCACCUCCCAUGCAGCGCAAGAGAUCAGCAAGUAAGCUUGCAUGAGACAAUUUGAUGCCUACCCAGCUACAUUCAGAUUGGCAUCACUGCUGUCAUUUCCUAAGGAUAUCUCCUUUCCUAGCAAUGUAGAAAUUCAGCUGUACAGAGUCCAGUCUAAUACCACACUAACAUCUAAUGUGCUGGUCUAUUUAGGACAUUACCUGCGUUUGGGCCCAGUCCCUUCUGCUUUCCCAAAAAGGUAUUCAAAUAUCUUUAUUGCAGAAUUUAGUAGCACAGAUAGGAUAACUAAAAAUAGUUUUGCUUUUCAGGGCCCUGGGCAGCCUGAUCUAGUGGGUGGCAGCCCUGCCCACGGCAGAGAUUUGGAAGUGGAUAGUUUUUAACUAUCCCUUCCAGUCCAAACCAUUCUAUGAUUCCUUGAUUUUCCUUAUGUGAUUGUGACUUCACAUAAAUGUUCUCAUAUCUUAAAGAGCCCCUUGUUGUAUGUUUUCAAGCAAGACACCCACACAAACAACAGAAGACACUAAUUAUGCAGUGGAAACAGUGAAACUGUUUAAAACAUUCUAGUAGAGGAAGCACAGAGCAAGUGUGCUUGGAAGCAAGAGUGAGAUUAGUUAGGCUCUUUUUGAAAACUGUAUUUGUAAAGAACAAUAGGUGUGAUUUCAAAUUGAUGAGAUCCUUCUAGAUUUUUUGAAAAGCAUCAUUUGAGUGCUCAGAAGUGCUAAGUGUCUGCUGAUGAGAGCCAUAAUAAAAUUGGAUGUGAUGAUGCUGAGUUCAGCCACAUCUGGAUUUUCCAGUUGGCCAUUCUUGGAACAUGAAAUUUUAUUUAUGUAUUAUGCUUUCAUGAAUUCCCAUAGAUAGCAAUGAAAAAAGAUUUAUGCCCAUAUGCAGUUCUAAAUUCCUUUGAGGACUACAUAAAGUUACUUGAUCUGAAAUUAAAUUAUUUUUUUUAAGUAUCACAAAAGAUAAUUCUCCUACUGUUUCUGCUCUUUUAAUAGAUUCAAAUCUUUAUUACUCAUUUAAAUUAAAACUCCUUUUAGAAAGAAAAAGCUCACAGAAUCAGACUGCUGAGCGCAUUCCAGGGUACUUGGCAUGACUAUUGGUCUCAGCUUAAAGUGCACACUGUUUCCAAGACAGACAUUUGAAAGUUUCUGAAGGGAAGCAGUCCUGCAUGCUUGCAGAACGGGACUGUAACAGGCACUGUACAGUCUGUUUGAAACCUCUGUUCCAUUAGAUGGCAUCAAUUUUUGAUGCAUUGUAUCCUGCCUACACAUUUGCUAGAUUGCUUCAGCAGCUGCUGCCUCCAGUAUGAUUUCACAGCCAAAGAAACACUUCUUAUCCUAGUUCUCACAGCGUAAAGGAAAAGAGAGACAGAUGUUAUUCAGCCCUCAGCUACAUGAACUACCAGAAUGGGUGACAAGCUGCAUUUGCUUUUUCACUCAGUGGAGAGUAAGUACUAAAGAAAUGCAGCACAUUUUUUCCCAAGCACUUUUUAGUUUCCUGAAAACUAAAACUGAGCUUGAUUUGGAUCUGGGCAUUUUCACAUCUUGUCUCUGCAUCACAUGCAUCUUCAGGAGCUGCAGUCCAGCUUUCAAAAGACUCACUGAUGAUUACCAUACAUAUACAAGUAUACUACGUGAAAUGAAAUUGGGCACAGGUCUGCAAGUUUUCAUAAGGAUAAUUUAACUUCUGGCUGAGCAGCACUAAGUAAGAAUUACUUAAUUAACUUCUGAACACUCUGCAGCAGGUGGAUCAGUUCACAAAGAGACAUCCAGGAGUUGACACUGAGAGUCUGUGGUAUUUAGGCAGUUAUUACACAGAACACUCCUCAUCUUGCUGCCAGGAGAGGAGAUGAAAUAACUGAACAAGUUCCACUCUCAAGGAGACGAUCAUCACCUACCUUUAAAAGAGAGUUCCACAGUGAACUGUAUGGAGACAGCAGAAGCCCAGUUUGAAGUACUUUACAUCUUACUGGCUCACUGAGCUGGGUGUAUGUGGCCAGUGCUCUCCCAUGCAGCUUCUCUCUGCCUACUGGAUGCUUUUAGACAGCCCCAUGCUGCCAACGUUCCCUGAAAAUGAGGGCCUGUGGUUCUUUCUGGAGUUCCUCUACCCAAGGACCAGGUACCUGAACCAUCAUUCUAUUGAUAGGUGUCUUUUGUAGCUCUUUACCUCCAAUCUGGUGUAUAUCCUCUGUGUAAAUAACUGCUUAGUUAGAUUUUUUAUUUUUUAUUUUUUAUUUUUUUUGCUUUUUUGCCUUUCUUUGCUUUUCUUUUCCUUUUGUAACAGAGGAAAAGUAAUUACUGUAAAUGUGAAAGAAAUGUAGCAUUGUGAAGGGCACUGCAUUGACAUUUAAGAAAAUACUGCUUUUUAACCUCCUCUUAUUUCUGAUAUUAAUGUUUUUUUUCA
Molecule: messenger RNA, 7391 nt
Organism: Lagopus muta (rock ptarmigan)
Lineage: Eukaryota; Metazoa; Chordata; Aves; Galliformes; Phasianidae
Gene: TMEM156
Product: transmembrane protein 156
Exons: 7
Coding region: 43-1011 (322 amino acids)
Source: RefSeq, a predicted model, not a curated record